Lodderomyces pseudojiufengensis is the source of this 2769-nucleotide messenger RNA. RefSeq names its product Gyp2p (gene GYP2). The record is from RefSeq and is a predicted model, not a curated record. The coding region runs from base 1 to 2769 and encodes 922 amino acids. The transcript has a single exon. Lineage: Eukaryota; Fungi; Ascomycota; Pichiomycetes; Serinales; Debaryomycetaceae.
AUGGCCCUCUUUGAACUUAUAAAAGAUAGAGCAAUAACUACAUUCAACGAGGUAAUAUUAGACAAAAAAUUAGACGGAGAAGGAUUAUCAAAGGAACAACAAUUUUGUAAAAAAUUCAAAAUACCAGAUAGUCAAACAUUGUUGAAUGAUGCCAAUGUUUAUUUAACUCAUCAUUCGGAAUUGAAUAACUCCAGUAAGUUGUAUGAAGAUUCAGAAGAUUUGAAAUUUCAAGGAAGAUUACAUCUAACCCAACAAUUCCUAAUUUUUAAAGACCAACAUGAUCCAAGAGAUUGUUCAUUUGUACUUCAUUUAUCAACCAUCAAAAAGGUAGAAAGAGAACCUUCUUCUUUUGAUUUUAAUUUUGUGUUGGUUUUAACAACAGUCAGUAAAAUUCGAAUAAAUCUUUACUUCAAUGGAAUAAGAUCAGAAAAUGAAAAAUUUGCUCAAAGUUUAUCCACUGCUUUAAAAAAGAAUCAACCAAAUAUUAAAAAAUUACCAAAUUUUCUAAAUACCUGUUACUCAGAGUAUAUCUUAUCUAAAAAUAACAUGACAAAUGAAAAAAUCGAAAAAUUACCUGACGGAGGAUUGGGAUUGGAAUUUAAAUUUCCUGGCAAUUCGAAAGAAGCGAGAGACAAAACCAAAUUGAAAUUGUGGUUUGAUGAAUAUCUCGAAAAUGGUAGAAAUUUAUCUAUGAUAAAAAAUUCUAUGUUUUAUAAAUUGGUAAGGGUUGGAUUACCUAAUAAAUUACGAGGAGAAGUAUGGGAAUUAUGUAGUGGAUCAAUGUAUAUGAGAUUAGAAAAUCAAGGAGAAUAUCAGAAACUAUUAGAUCAGAACCAAGGCAAAUCAUCGUUUGCAAUUGAGGAAAUUGAAAAGGAUUUAUACAGAUCUUUACCAGAAUAUGCCGCUUAUCAAAAUCCAAUUGGCAUAAAUAGAUUGAAGAAUGUAUUGGUUGCUUUUUCAUGGAAAAACCCUGAAGUAGGGUAUUGUCAAGCAAUGAAUAUUUUGACAGCUGCUUUAUUGAUUUAUAUGUCAGAAGAACAAGCAUUUUGGUACUUGAAUGUAAUAUGUGAAAGAAUACUUCCUGGAUAUUAUUCUAAAACCAUGUAUGGGACAUUACUUGAUCAAAGAGUGUUUGAGUCAUUAGUGCAGCAAACAAUGCCGAUAUUGUGGAAUCAUAUUACCAAAAAUGAUAUACAACUAUCAGUUGUGUCUUUACCUUGGUUUUUGUCAUUAUACUUUUCAUCAUUGCCAUUAGUAUUUGCAUUCAGAAUUAUGGACAUAUUCACAAUGCAAGGACCAAAAACUUUAUUUCAAGUUGCAUUGGCUAUAUUAAAAGUAAAUGGUGAAGAGCUUCUAAAAACCGAAGAUGAUGGUACGUUUGUUUCUAUAAUUAAAGAAUAUUUUUUAUCUUUAGACAAAUCAGCAUUUCCAAACUCACCACAAUUGAAAUAUAGAAACACAACGAAAUUUCAAGAGUUAUUACUAGUGUCAUUUAAAGAAUUUUCAUCAAUUACGGACGAGGUAAUAAACACUCAUAGAAAUAGACAUAGAGAUUCAAUACUUCAAAAUAUAUCAACUUUUGUGAAAAGAACUGAAAUUAGACACCUACCUAAGACUAAAAAUAUUCCACAACCUCAUCUUGACAUAUUAUAUGAUAGAUUCUAUUCGCUGGUCGAAGAAAAAAAUCGUAUAAAAGGAUCAGGAUCAAGUACAAUGGAUUAUAAAGCAUAUUUGAAAUUUAUGUCCGAAAUAUGUGAUUGGGUAGAAGGUGAUUCUGACUUUUUAAAUAGAUUGUUCAAAUCAUGGGAUGUUGAAAAAGUUAAUCAAUUGACGUUUAGUGAAUUAGUUAUUGGAUUAAAUAGUCUAAUCGAUCCAGAUUUAAUGACUUCGAUGUCGAAUUUUUUCCAAUUGUACGAUACAAAUAAUGAUGGAAAAAUAGAUAGAGAGGGGAUAUUACGAAUAUCGGAAGAUUUACUUGAUAUAACGACUCCAUGGAAAGAGGGUCAUUUAUUAGAUGAUAUAACCAGAGCAGCUGUAGAUGAUGAAGUGGCAGAAAAUUUAAUUAGACAAUCAAAUGGUAAAAAUGAUGAAGUCAUAGAUUUACCACCACAUAUGGAAGUAGAUAGAGAAAAAAUUGCUGCUCAACAAGCUGAAAGGUAUCUACAAGCUGCUAGUAAUUUCAUAAAUAGAGCUUUUGAAUAUGCUCAACCAGAAGAAGAAGAAAUAUUACUAAAGGAUUUAGCAAUUGAUAAUAAAUUAUCACAUAAUGCUGCUUUAGAUCCAAAUCAUCCAGUAUAUUUAAAUUUACCUACAUUUCGAAUGGUGAUAUUAGCUGAUGAAACGUACGAGCUUUUAUUUAGUGCUACAUUCAGGGACUCGAUACAUUUAGAUAGAGAAUUAAAUGAUUCAAAAUUUAUAAGAAAUUUAAGAGAUAUGUUUGAUGGUUUAUUAGCAGAUGGUAAAAAAGUUGCAACAAAAGUAAGAAUGAGAAUGGAUUCAAGAGCUUCUCAAAUGACUAAUAAUUCAAGUGGAUCAUCUAUAAAAUCUAAAUCAAAUACUAGUAAAGAAGAAGAAGAUGAAGAAGAUGAAAGAGAUGAUGAUUUUGGAAUUAUUUCAAUAGAUGAAAAAGAUAAAGAUUUGAUUUUAGCUACAGAAGCUCAAUCUUUAAAAGAUCCAUUAAAAAGAGGUUCUACACAAGAACGUAUAAAACAAUUCCACAAACAACCAGAAAUUAAUAGAAGUGAAAGUUUAAUUGAAUUUGAAACUUAA